CUCUGUACAAAUUCACUCUGAGAGGCAAUGACUAUUUUUUCACGCAAUAAAAGCAGCUCCAAGGCCGACGAGCCUCAGUACAUAUCAGGCCGUAAUAUGCCAGCGUCUAAUGGACAAGAAGAGUCUUCAGAUAAGAAGAAAAAGGACUCAGACAAGAAGGAUAAGGCUACAGAUAAGAAAGAAAAGACUCCAGCUUACAAGAUCGUCUGUUUACCUCUGGAUACUCGAUCAGGUCGGGUACUACUAGUCAACAAAAGCGAAAAUUCCAAUAAUUGGGUCUUGCCCAAGACAGAUGAUGCAGAAGUACCACAGCCUGAAGCAACAGCUCAUGCUAUUGCGGCCAAUAUUGUUGGCGUUGAAGGUCGUUUGACGAACCACAUUGGAGAAUUCACACAAUCAGGAAAGAAGCGAGUCAAAGCAUAUGUCAAUGCUUAUGAAUUCCAGGUCAUGAACAUAUUGAGUGAAUACCAAUGCAAAGAAAGUCGUGGUCGCAGAUGGUUUACAUAUGUAGAGGCCAUGCACAUCUUGAGCGAUAAACCAUUUCAGCAAAAUAUCCUUCGCAAAGCAUCCAUUGCACCAAAGUUUUGAUUGUAAAACCAUUUGACUGGCAUCAAAAUUGUACAAUUGAAUUUUUCGUUCACUUUAUUCCUAUUACAUCCUGAUUUUGCCCAUAAAUUACCAAGGCGUCAUGAAACAUUUGACGUGAACGCUUAUUUCUGACAGCUAGUGUGGAAAAAGGAUAAAGCGACACAAACGAAGAGGUUUCAGUUGGAUGAUCGUCUUUAGACGUACUUCAUCUGGUCCUUAAAUUUAUUUCGGCG
This is a messenger RNA of Umbelopsis ramanniana AG, 821 nucleotides long. RefSeq lists its product as uncharacterized. The record is from RefSeq and is a predicted model, not a curated record. NCBI's taxonomy places the organism in Eukaryota, Fungi, Mucoromycota, Umbelopsidomycetes, Umbelopsidales, Umbelopsidaceae. Bases 28 to 588 code for a protein of 186 amino acids. The transcript is spliced from 4 exons. Gene Ontology annotation, cellular component: nucleus; cytoplasm.